GAGCAAAACAGAUUUACUUUACAUUCUUAGAAUGAUUCCGUUCCAAUAUAAUCUGAAUAUAUCUACCAUCCUCUCCCUUUCACAGCCCGAAUUUGAAGUACCCAUUGUUUUAAUUUUGAGACAAAGAACAGCGCCAUGGGAAAAGGAGGUUGUCACUUUAGAGAGAAAAAAGUGGUGGAGGAAGGGCUAGAAGUUGAUUAUUCUGAUGAUGAACACCAGGUGUUCGAUGAAAUGCCUGUUCGAAUCCCACCCUUUUUGUUGCCACUUGAGAACCCAAAUAGAGAUGCCAUGAUCAAGAAGGCUGAAGAGAAGAUUGAAAAGACGAAUCGAGAGCGAAUUCUGAUUGCUCGGAAGUUAAGGGAAAGAAUGAAGCAUCGCACGGAAUUGAGCUGGGUAAAGUACUGCAAUGACAAUGAAAUCACCUUAUGGAACAGAUAGAGAUUGAAUAUCCUGCAUCUAUCACUAGAUAAACUGACUUUUGCAAACAAUGCAUAUAAAGGGGAACCGGUUAACUCGUGCUUGUCAGGAGGGGAAGUUGAUAAGCAAAAACUAUCUUUCUUGAUGGUACAUGGCUGUAAAGACAUGGCUGAUGAGAGAAAGCUAUUAAGGGAAGUCAAUGCAAGCCAAGAGAAGGAUGGUUGCAUGACAGUAGAUGAACUCCAUGCUCCUAUUCAGUGCCUGCAACAACUAAUACAAAAGUCCGAUGAUGAUGUUGCUCGUAAACAAGCCAUUCUCAAGGACAUAAAACAACAUGAAAUUGCUAGGGAGAGAGCCAUUGCUGAUGCUGUUGUGAAUGGAAAAUUUUGGAACUCCUUGGGCUUGAAAAAGGCCAUUCAAGCAGAAUUGCAGGCGCUCAACACCAGUUCAAAUGAGCAAAGAGUGAAAGCAAUGGCCAAAAUUAGGAAGGUAGAAAAGAACAUAAGUUCUCUAGAGAAACGCUUAAAAGAUACAAAUCGCAAAAAGAGUGAGGCAUACAACACCAUUCUAAGACUGAAGAAGCAGUGUGGAAAGGAGAUGCUUUCUACUACUGAUACUGUUCCCUCAUGAAGAAAGUUGAAGUACUGAAUAAGAAAGAUAUUGCAGCUGUUGAAGAAUUAUCUCAACUAUAGUUUGUUCAUUAGCUUGCACAUGCUAUUGCAACUGAGAUUCUCAUAUUUGGAAAAUUGAUCUCUUUCCCUGACAAACAGGUGAAAAGUUCAUACAACAGUGAAACAGUUGCUGAGAUUCAAGAACGAUUACAAAAAAGACACUCGAAAAGAUAAGUCAGAGGUGCUCUCUAAAACUAGAUUGAAAUGUUUGACGAAAGAUGCUGAACUGUAAGUUAACUAAAAUUGCAAGUUUGAUUCUUUUAGUUUUUGAAUUUGUCUAGUCAAGUCCUAGAAAUCCUAGUUUCUAGGAAGUUGUUAGGGUUAUUUUUUGUUAUAGUCAAGUCAACUAGGUAGGAUGCUAUUCUUAUGGCUAGUGGAGUAGUUGCCUGUUAUGUGAAAUUAGUUGAGUCUAUUUUUAGACUUAAGAGUGUGUAUAAAUAUAUAACAUCAUUGAAUGAAACUUACACUUUCCCA
Molecule: messenger RNA, 1562 nt
Organism: Momordica charantia (bitter melon)
Lineage: Eukaryota; Viridiplantae; Streptophyta; Magnoliopsida; Cucurbitales; Cucurbitaceae
Source: RefSeq, a predicted model, not a curated record